AUGAGUAUUACAACACGUCACGCGAUCUACCCGCGAUGCUGCUUUCACCUCUCGCCAACGCACAACGUCUGGUGCUUCCUGCGCGCAGUUGACAUUUGGCGCCUGGAGCAGCACGCCGGGUUUGAGGGUCAGGACUUUUAUUUCCACCGCAACCUGCCAAUACGAUGGGCGCGCAUUGUUGGUGUGGUUGUUGCUGUGGACGACUUCACAGGACGGCGCGUCUUCACCAUUGACGACAGCAGUGGUGUCUGCGUGGAAGCCACUUCUUCCUACGCACCAGCGCCCAAAUUCAACCUGGCAGAACCCAGCCAUAGUGUCGCAGUCCGGGAUAAGACUGCUGGUGCCCAUUCUCUCAAUCAAGGCGAUGGCCAAUCUUUCAAAGCUACAUCGUCCUCACAUGGCUUGCCGUUCCAAGAAACGGAAGUUGGCAGUGUCGUCGACAUCAAAGGCAAGCUGGCUCUAUUCCGUGGAGAAAUCCAGUUGAAGAUAGAGAAGAUGGUCACAGUGAAAACCACAGCCCAAGAAGUCACCCUCUGGGAAAAGCGCAACAAGUUUCGGCGCGAGGUCCUGCACGCAGACUGGGUUCUAAGCGAAAAGGAGGUGCGCCGAUGCCGUAAGGAGGCUGAGGACCCUGGAGCCCACGAACCACGCAAGGCGCAACGCAGUCACAAGUCCGCACAGAGGGCAGUGGCUGUCAAGCGUUCCUUGAAGGCCAAGUCGAAAUUGAGACGCGAAAUCACCGCCCAUUCACCGGAAGAGGCUUGA
Messenger RNA from Emericellopsis atlantica, 765 nucleotides. RefSeq lists its product as uncharacterized. The record is from RefSeq and is a predicted model, not a curated record. The transcript is spliced from 2 exons. Lineage: Eukaryota; Fungi; Ascomycota; Sordariomycetes; Hypocreales; Bionectriaceae. Bases 1 to 765 code for a protein of 254 amino acids.